AUGAGCUCCGACUACGACCUCACUGUGAGCAUGGUGCUGGCCUCGCUCAGGGCCGCAGUGGUGACCGCAUCAGGCUACAUUUCGCGGUUCAAGCAAGCCUAUCCCGAAAUUUGGUCGCUAUUCAUGUGCGUUCUCGUUCUGUACGUGGGUGCUAAAUUGGUGCUCAGAAUGGCCAGAAUGAUUUACAGAACGCUCGUCAGUGCCAUAAAGCUGGUGCUAUUUCUUGCCGUUGUUGCUGUCGCGAUCCAUCUAUACAACAACAAGCCCGGACUGUCGGAAUUGGUGCCUCAAAUCCAGUAUACUCUGAUUCAGCUGUAUCAUCUGCUAAAGAUGCUUGUUGCACUUGUAGCAGGAACGCUGGCCAGGUAUGACUGGAAAAACCUCUCAAAGGCGGAUCUGGAUCGCCUACUGGACUCUCUGAAGGCCAUGCGGGGUCAAUUCGAGACUCUAUUCCAGCUAAGACUGAACUGA
Ogataea haglerorum is the source of this 471-nucleotide messenger RNA. RefSeq lists its product as uncharacterized. The transcript has a single exon. The coding region runs from base 1 to 471 and encodes 156 amino acids. The record is from RefSeq and is a predicted model, not a curated record. NCBI's taxonomy places the organism in Eukaryota, Fungi, Ascomycota, Pichiomycetes, Pichiales, Pichiaceae.